AUGAGUUUUAGUCAACAUCAAAAGAAAGAACUUACAACGGAACUUAAUGAUAUAAUAAGUGAAUUGACCACACCUGAAGUAAAUCAGCGAACGGCCAAAAUUAAUGGUGUAAUUGCAGGGGUUACCAAUGAUAAGGAGACAGUUUAUUUGAAUGCUAAGGGGGUUAGUAAUGUUGAAACUGGUGAAAACAUGACUGUGGACAGUGUGGUGUCAUUUUUCUCUUGUACGAAGUCGAUUACAUGUAUGGGAUUAUUGAAAUUGUACGAGGAAGGUAAGGUUGAUCUUGAAGCUCCUGUGAAGAAGUACGUACCACAAAUAAGUAAUAUCGGUGUAAUUGAUGCAAAUCUGGUUGAUCUUGUAAGUGGUAAGUUUAUCAAGCCGCCUAGGAAACCAUUAGAAGAUGUUACGUUAAGACAUUUACUAAAUAAUACUGCUGGCUUUUCAUACGGGUUCUUAGACCUGCAAUAUGUUGCAUUGAGUACGAAAAGAGAUCCCCAUAUAAAUGCAAUAACUCCAAGUGAUGCAUUGUUUACUAAUGAUAAGAUGCCAUUAUUGCAUGAACCUGGAAAGAAAUGGACAUAUGGCCAUAGCACAGACUGGGUAGGCAAGGUGAUUGAAAAUGUCACAGGAAAGAAACUAGGAGUGUAUUUAAAAGAUGCUAUAUUUGAUCCAAUUGGAAUGAAUUCAUGUACCUUUCAUGUCAAGAAUACUGAACGUUUGGCUGACACACAUAUACCUGAUAGAUAUAAAAACCUAAAGGUGAUGAAGAAGAGACCACUUAAUGUCGAUCCGGAAAUUGAUAUGGGUGGACAAGGGUGCUUCGGUACUGUUGGCGAUUAUUUAAAGUUUAUUAGAGUUUGGUUGAAUGAAGGUAUGUGUGUCGAUACAAAUAAGCAAGUGUUGAAACCUGAAACUGUUAACUAUGCGAGGAAGAAUCAUUUACCCCCUGGAGUCGUCGUAGAUUUAGAAGAUCAAUUUGGGGUAAAGAUUCCACUGCAGUAUGAACCUGAUGGUUUUACUUUAACUGGUUGUGCGUACUCUAUGAACAAUCUACCUACUGGAAGACCUAAGGGUGCAAUUUAUUGGUUUGGCCUAGCUAACCUUUAUUUCUGGAUAGAUUUUGAAAAUAAAGUUGCGGGCUUCUGGGCAUGUCAGAUACUACCUGUAAUGAAUAUGACAUCUAUUACCGGAUUCAUGAGAAUGGAAUAUAAUGUGUAUGAAGCAUUGAACAAUUCUAAGGAGGAAACAUCCAAAUCUAGAUUAUAG
Messenger RNA from Debaryomyces fabryi, 1266 nucleotides. RefSeq lists its product as uncharacterized. The record is from RefSeq and is a predicted model, not a curated record. Lineage: Eukaryota; Fungi; Ascomycota; Pichiomycetes; Serinales; Debaryomycetaceae. The transcript has a single exon. Bases 1 to 1266 code for a protein of 421 amino acids.